This is a messenger RNA of Rhizophagus irregularis DAOM 181602=DAOM 197198, 1331 nucleotides long. RefSeq lists its product as uncharacterized. NCBI's taxonomy places the organism in Eukaryota, Fungi, Glomeromycota, Glomeromycetes, Glomerales, Glomeraceae. The record is from RefSeq and is a predicted model, not a curated record. Gene Ontology annotation, biological process: protein phosphorylation. Gene Ontology annotation, molecular function: ATP binding; protein kinase activity; protein binding.
UCUCAUGGAUAUACUAUUUCCGUUUAUGCAUAUUACUCCUCAACAAAUUAUGAGCCUAUUAAUAUUAAACUAUUCGAAUGGAAUAAAGAGUAUAUCAAUUUUCAAAUAAAAUAUAAUAAAUCAAAUAUAAUUACUUUCAGUGAUACUCAACUUGAUGAAGAAAUAGAUUUACAUAUUUGUUUUCUGUCUACAAUUGAUAAAAAUUUGAAGAUUGAUUAUGAAAUAAUAGAAUUUCCUUUAGAUUUAGUCGGAUAUACUUUAAGCAAAGAAAAUUUUAAUGGUAAAUUACCGAGUGAAAUUGCAAGUGACAGUGUCAUUGAAAUGAACAAUGACAUUGAAAUGGACAUGAAUUAUGAAUUAUCGAAUGAAUUUACAGCUACAAGAGACAGUGACAUUGAAAUGGAUAUAAAUUAUGAAUUAUCGAGUGAAAUUGAAUCUACAGCUACAAAUGACAGUGACAUUGAAAUGGACAAUAAUGAUCAAUUAACAAUUGGAACAUCACAUCGAACGAAUAUAAAUAAGUAUGAUUCUCAGGUACCUCGUAAAAAGUCGAAUAGUAAUAUUAAUACAAAAGAAAAAGGACGCUACAGUACUUCAGAACUUAUUGAAGUCCUAACCUUUAUUAAUGAUAACUUUGAUUUAUGGAAUGCAAGUCCUCCUAUUGCUUGCAGUAAAGCAAUUGAAGCAACUAAUAUUAAUCGAGAUAGUACAUCAGUUUAUAAAAAAAUUCAUUCUUUGAUUAGAAACGUAAGUGAAUAUUUUGAAACUGGUAAAAAGUCAUCACCUAAUGCUAUGAUUUGGAAAGAGAAAAAAAUUUAUGAUCUGGUAGAGAAAAUUUGGAAAAAUAAGAAAAGCGAGGGUGAUAAUGAAAUUAAUUUUGAAAAAUAUUAUGAUAAUAAAACUAAAAUUAGAAAGAAAGUUGAAGAAGAAAUCGACAUAAAAACUGAAAUGACUGAUGAAGUAAUUCAGAAUUUCAUAGACCAAGUAAGAAAGGAAAGUGAAGAAAAAAUUGUUGAAAAGAGGAAAAUGGAAGAAAAAAUUAUAGCCAAAGAAAAAAUUAUUAAAAUAAAGGAAAUGGAAGUAGAAAUUAUCCAAAUGGUUAGAAAUAUUAAUAAUAAAUAUAAACAAUUAAAAGAAAUUCAAUGACGGAAGUUACAACCAACCUUUCGUCACGGGCAUUUCAAUGAUCUAGUUUGCAGAAGUUGUCUUAGGUAGAUGGCUAGGAUUUCACCUUAUUUAUCUAAUAUAGUAUUUACUGAUUGAUUCAAUUUUUAUAAGUUUUAUCAGUUAUUUUUUUUUAUAAAUUAUUAAAUUAUAUACUCACGUCUUUU